UUGCUAGUUUCCUUUAGUUUCCAGACAGACAUCACAUUAGACAGACAACAAAUUUAUCAUGGGGGGUCUCAACAGCCGAUUCAUAUUUUAUUCCCAGUGUCAAUAACAAAAAAUAAAAGUUAUAUUAUUUGAGAAAAAAAAUUUUUUCUCUUGCAAUGGUUGACUUAUUUUUCAAUUUAAAAUUAGUGAGUUCUUCCAUUGUAGUGUAAAUUAUCAAGUGUACUUAACUGAUCAAAUAAAGCAGAUGCCAAAUUAGGUAAAACAUGGAAUGUUACACAUCAAGUGAUUCAGAUUCAGAAUCUGGAAAUAAAACAUUGGAUCUCUCAUAUUUGAUGUUGGAUACAAAUGUUUUGAAUGAACAUUUUCUCUGUACAAAUUCACCGGAAAAUUUGGAUACAAUGCUAUUGUAUCAAAAUCGUUUGACAACAAUACCGCCAAGUAUUGUUAGAUUCAUUAAUUUGACAACACUCGACGUAUCGAAUUGUGGACUCAAUGAAUUACCACAUUUUCUUGGUGCUCUAUCAAUAAGUUGUUUAAUUGCUAAAAAUAAUAAUUUAACGAAUAGUUCAUUGCCAAAGGGCUUUGAAAAUUUACCGGGUUUAAGGGAACUCAAUUUAAGUGGUAACAGACUCACUGAAUUUCCUGAACAAAUUCUUGAUCUUGUCGAAUUGAAGUUCCUCUAUCUCGGUGGCAAUUCUAUUUCUGAAAUUAAUAAGGAUCUCUGGAAAUUGCAACGAUUACAAGUAUUGUCCAUGGGAGGAAAUCGAUUGACGGAAGUUCCAUCAACUUUGGGCAGAUGUACCGCACUGCAAGCUUUGGUACUUUGUGAUAAUAUGCUAGAAGGCCUACCUAGUUCAAUAGCGAAUUUAAAGAAUUUAAAAUCGUUAUUACUCCAUAAGAAUCAUUUGCGAACACUUCCGACUGAAAUCAUUACACUUAAAAAUCUCACAGAGCUUUCCUUGCGAGAUAAUCCAUUGGUCGUGAGAUUUGUAUCGGACAUGACCCAUGAUCCACCUGCGUUAUUAGAAUUGGCAGCGAGAGUUGUCAAAAGUAACGAUAUUACCUACGAUGACGAGGAGAUACCAAGAAAUUUAAUUGAAUACUUGAACAGUGGUCAUCGAUGCGUAAAUAUUAAUUGUCAGGGAAUAUUCUUCGAUAAUCGAGUGGAACAUGUGAAAUUUGUCGAUUUUUGCGGCAAAUAUCGUUUACCACUGUUACAAUAUCUUUGUAGCAGUAAAUGCAUUGAUCCACGUGAUGGUGAGGAGGAAAUGGUCAGCGGUGCAAUGAUCAGAAAAGUUCUUCUUGGCUAGAAAAUUGUUAACAAGAAGAACAAAAAUUUGAUCUCCCAAUGCAAGUAAAGUUUUUAAUUAUUUUUUUUUAAGUUUUUAAAAAAAUACAAAACGAACCUUAUUAAGUGGGACAACAUACGUAGGAAGAUAAUUUUAUCGUCAAGAAUAAUAAAUAAAAAUGUACAAAGCUAAAGUCCGCAAAAUUUUUAAUUGCGAAAAAUUAAAAAGAAUUUAUUUUUAAAAUAAAUCAAUUUAUCUGUCAUAUCAAGGCACGUGUUAUUCCCUGUUCAGAACCUUAAAGGGACAAAAUACCCGUCAAUAUAACCCUUUCAAA
Molecule: messenger RNA, 1623 nt
Organism: Leptopilina heterotoma
Lineage: Eukaryota; Metazoa; Arthropoda; Insecta; Hymenoptera; Figitidae
Product: leucine-rich repeat-containing protein 58
Exons: 5
Coding region: 264-1310 (348 amino acids)
Molecular function (GO): protein binding
Source: RefSeq, a predicted model, not a curated record